UUUUUUGCAUGAUUGGGGGGAAACCUUCGUUGAACCCAUUACUGUUAUUCUUGCUUGUCAGUUCCUGCUUUUUAAAUUUUCCGAGACGCUCAGGGAAAUUCCUCGGGUCGUCGGUCCUGCCAAAAUUUCCAGUUUUGAGUGGUGCUCGCGGUGCAGAGGGUGUCGGGCUGAGCGCCUUCCCGGCCGGCUAAAGGAAUUUCCCUGAUUCAGAAUUUCCUUUUGUUCCUCUCUUCCCCCCGGGUCGUACUGUCACAAAAGAGAGUUUUGAUGAAAGGCGAUUUGGGGGCGUUCGGCGGACGGUGGGAGCGCUGAUAUUAUGGUAUAUCCCCGUUUUAUAUUAAAUGGGAUUAGGGAAGACACAUCUGCAAGGUAUCUCUCUGUCAGGAGGGAGGAGCGGCAGAGUUCGGAGAGCGAGUCAGAGACCCAGUCGGACGACCUAAUGGAAGGCCCAGGUUCGAAUGAGUACAAAUUCGUCGAAGCAUCGCACUCACAGCAGCUUCUCCUUGGCCUUAAUACGCUGAGGAAACGUGGUGAAUUCUGCGAUGUAACGAUAUCUGUCGAAGGGCAGAAAUUCCCUGCACACAGAAAUGUCCUGUCUGCAUUUAGCCCUUAUUUCAAGGCAAUGUUCCUGAGUCAUUUAGUCGAAUCUCGUCAGAAUGUCGUAACACUGUUGGGCGUCGAACCCGAAAUGGUCGGCCUGCUAUUGGAUUAUGCUUAUACUAGUCAGAUAAUGAUAACCGGUACGAAUGUCCAGGCGUUGUUGUCCGCCGCGAAUCUCCUACAAGUCCUGCCCGUUAAAGAGGCAUCUUGCCGUUUCCUUGAGAACCACAUUGAUGCCGGAAACUGCCUCGGGAUCCACUGCUUUGCCGAGGUGCACGCAUGCAUCGAGCUGCAGGAAAAGACUAAGUGUUAUGUCCUUCAGAAUUUCUGCGAAGUAUAUAAGCAAGAAGAGUUCCUCAAUUUGAGCACUUGCAAGCUGAUGGAGCUGACUUCGAACGACAGCUUACAGGUCGAGAGGGAAGAAAUUGUGUUUCAAGCUUUAAUUAGGUGGUACCAGCACAAGCCAGACCAGAGAAAAGUAGAUUUUCCAAAGCUUUUAGAAAAUGUAAGGUUGGCCCUUUUGAGCCCAUAUUUCCUAGUCGAUUGUGUCGAGGGCAAUCCAAUUGUUGCGGACAAUCCCGAAUGUCUAAAAUUGAUUGAGGAGGCGAAGAGGUACCACCUACUUCCUGACAGGCGGCACGAGCUGGCGACACAGAGGAGCAAACCUCGACUUACCUCCGAUACCAUUGAGGUCAUUGUCGCUGUCGGUGGUGAAGAUGACAAAGUGGUGUUACGGGCCGUCGAAUGCUACUGUACAACGACGAAGACAUGGAAGUCUCUUGCCUGCCUCCCGUUCGCCAUUAGCAAGCACGGCCUUGUCGCAAGUGGUAAAAACACACUUUACCUCGCCGGUGGAGAGUUCCCGGAUGGCGGGCCAUCCAGGUCUGUCUGGCGGUACGAUCCUGUUCUUGACUACUGGCAAGAAAUGGAAUCGAUGCUCGUCUCCAGAUCUGAACUCGGUUUAGCCAUGUUGGAUGGAUUUUUGUAUGCUGUUGGAGGCUGGGAGGGUGCGAAUCGAUUGAGUUCUGUCGAAAGGUACGACCCGAGUACGAAUACGUGGUCUUUAAUUGCUCCGAUGAAGAUGGCGCUUACGAGCGCUGCCGUAGUUGCACAUGACGGGCUCCUUUACGUCACCGGAGGCGCAAUUUUAGAAGAGGGAGACGGAAUUGAAUUGGUCCAGAGGUACGAUCCGAGGAGCAACACUUGGUCCGAAGUCUCACCGUUGAAGAUACCGAGGAGCGGCGCCGCCAUAUGCGCCCUCGACAAUUUUAUAUACGUCGUAGGUGGAUGGCACGCAUCGACUGACAACACGAACAGGGUCGAGUGCUACAACAUCAAGACUGACACGUGGGAGUUCAGGUCGUCCAUGUGUGAAAAACGUUACAGGCCGGGCAUAUCAGUUAUUGAUGGGAAAAUAUACGUCCUUGGUGGUGAAGAAGGUUGGGAUAAAUACCAUGCGUCCAUAGAAGUGUACAACCCGGAAACUGAUACGUGGACAUUGUCAGGGGAGAUGCUCACAUCUCGCAGCUGGCUUGGAUGUGUUCCAUUGCAGGUUCGUAAGUCCAACUGUCGAGACGUGCCCUGACAUCAGCCCCCCCGCUUUGCCUGGAUUUUUGAUUGAUUUCUAAACUCACCGGCCGUAAAUCAGCCGAGUGCUCCACGCCCAUUGCUAGCGGGUAUUUUGUGAAAAAUAAAAACAAUAAAACAGGAAGCUUUUUUAAUAAGCAUAACUAUAAAUUUUUAAACACAAAUAAAUAAUAUUAAGCGUCAAA
Messenger RNA from Cimex lectularius (bed bug), 2372 nucleotides. RefSeq names its product kelch-like protein 17. Bases 317 to 2185 code for a protein of 622 amino acids. Lineage: Eukaryota; Metazoa; Arthropoda; Insecta; Hemiptera; Cimicidae. Gene Ontology annotation, molecular function: protein binding. The transcript is spliced from 13 exons. The record is from RefSeq and is a predicted model, not a curated record.